CAAAAAAACAGAGAGACCUCAGUUGCAGAAAUGAAGAAAGCUGAGCUAGUCUUCAUACCAGCACCUGGUAUAAGCCACCUUAUGUCCACAGUAGAGGUAGCAAAGCUGCUUCUAGACCGUGAUGAGAGGCUUUCAAUCACCUUCCUCAUCAUAAGCCUAAGUUAUGACUCAAAGACUGCUUGCUAUAUUGAUUCAUUGAGUGCAACCUGCAAUCGUAUCCGGUUCAUUAAGUUGCCUGAAGAUGAGCCUGAACCCAACACGUUUCUCUUUUCUUUGAUUGGAACCCAGAAACGCCAUGUCAAAGAAGAAGUCUCUAAGCUUGUGAUUCAGUCCAAGUUAAGCCCUGACUCGCCUACACUUGCUGGGUUUGUUCUUGAUUUUUUUUGUACAUCAAUGAUAGACGUGGCCAUUGAAUUUGGUGUUCCCUCCUAUAUUUUCUUGACGACAGGUGCAGCUUAUCUUGGCCUGCAGUUUUAUAUUCAGGCUCUUCAUGAUGAGCAGAGAGUUGACGCUACUCAGUUCAAGGACUCCAAUGCUGAGUUGGUCACGCCUUGUUUGGCGUACCCGCUUCCUGCUAAGGCCCUGCCUUCUGCUGUACUCAACAAAGAGUGGCUGCCUGCUUUCCUUGAUCAAGCAAGAAGGUUUAGGGAAACUAAGGGUAUUAUAGUAAACACAUUUGAAGAGCUGGAAUCUCAUGCGAUCAACUCGUUUUCUAAUGGUAAUACCCCUCCCGUGUAUCCAGUGGGUCCCAUUUUGAACCUUAAUAGAGAUGGCGAUCAUGAUGUGGAGUCUGAUAAACGCAAAGAUAUCAAGCAAUGGCUUGAUGAUCAGCCCCUCUCCUCAGUAGUGUAUCUAUGCUUCGGGAGCAUGGGGAGUUUCGGAGUGGAUCAGGUGAAGGAAAUUGCAUGUGGGCUAGAGCAGAGUGGGCAUCGAUUCUUGUGGUCUCUACGUAAACCACAACCGAAGGGUAAGAUGGAAAUUCCGAGCGAUUACACUAAUCCUCAAGAUGUCUUGCCCGAAGGGUUUUUGGAUAGGACGGCUAAGAUUGGAAAAAUAAUUGGAUGGAGCCCCCAGAUCGAUAUUUUAUCCCAUCCAUCUGUAGGAGGGUUCGUGUCACACUGUGGAUGGAACUCUAUAUUGGAAAGCAUAUGGUUUGGCGUUCCAAUUGCCGCGUGGCCAUUACAGGCAGAGCAACAACUUAAUGCUUUUCAAAUAAUUGUGGAGUUCGGGUUCGGAGUGGAGAUUAAAAUGGAUUAUAGAAGAGAAUUUUUCUAUGAUGAUAAUGAAAAUAUUAUUAGUGCUGGGGAAAUAGAGAGAGGAAUAAGGUGUUUGAUGGAGCUUGGCAAGGAGAAGGUGGAGAGGUUGAAGGAAAUGAGUGCAAAGAGUAGGAAGGCUUUGAUGGAAGGUGGAUCUUCAUACACUUGGCUAGGGCAAUUGAUUCAUGAAAUGGUGGACAACAUUCCAUGAACAAAAUGUAAUUUCUCUUUGCAUCAUCUAGGAAUCGACAAUUCCUUUACCAUGUUUGUUUCUGUAUUGUAAUUUCUCUCUGUUGAACUAUAUUUUGUCUUUCUUUAA
Messenger RNA from Populus nigra (black poplar), 1575 nucleotides. RefSeq names its product anthocyanidin 3-O-glucosyltransferase 6-like. The transcript has a single exon. The record is from RefSeq and is a predicted model, not a curated record. NCBI's taxonomy places the organism in Eukaryota, Viridiplantae, Streptophyta, Magnoliopsida, Malpighiales, Salicaceae. The coding region runs from base 31 to 1467 and encodes 478 amino acids. Gene Ontology annotation, molecular function: UDP-glycosyltransferase activity.